AUGGCUGUGACUUUACCAAGAAGCACUUUUAUUGAAGCGGCUGAGAAAUUCUUAGGUAUAUGUAAUGCCAACACUUAUGUGCUUAUUAAUCAACCAGGACUAAGGAAAUUGGACUUCUUGGAAUUUGAAACAGAGCUCGUUUCGCUACAGAGAUAUAUAAGACGGAGUUCAACAGCAAUUAAAUUCGAAAAGGUAGACUUGCUGCCCCAAGAUCUAUAUCAUAACCUUGCAGAGUUUGUAAAGGAGUAUUGUAACGUAGACCAAGUGUUGAGGUUGCGAGGUAACAAUACGGAAGAUUUCCAGCCCUUUAUUGAUAGCGAAAGAAGAGUGAUUAUAAUAGAGUACCCUAAGUUACCAGAAGACACAAAUGGACGUAGAGAAGCAUUUCGCCAUUAUGACAAGUAUUUAAGGACAAUACUGGCGCAGAUUCCGUCGCCAGAACAAAAAGUCAUUUACACCUCGUUGAACCCAGGAACUGCGCUGGCUCACGAGUCGAUCAUCCCUGUCGAAAUAUUCCCAGAUAUCUUUGAUAUAAAAUCCAGGGUGGGGGAAGUGGAACAAAAUGAUAGAGUUUUGGAUGUCCCCCGUCUAUCGUUCAAUGACUACGCUCCACGGUUUUCAGAGCCUCCUUCGGAAUAUGUCUCAAUAUUUGACUCAGAAUUGAUUGAGGACAAUAGAGGUUUAUUACAGCUGAUUUUCACAACAUUGGUUGGGUUCGUUCUUUUUCAGUUCUUUUUCAGAAAAAAAACCAUUGUAGAUACGAAGGCCAAUGACAACAUGAGACAGACGUCACCACAACAGUCGCAAGAACGACAAGAGACCGAAAAAACUUCAUCCGAGUAA
Messenger RNA from Saccharomyces paradoxus, 843 nucleotides. RefSeq names its product Big1p (gene BIG1). Gene Ontology annotation, biological process: fungal-type cell wall biogenesis; (1->6)-beta-D-glucan biosynthetic process. Bases 1 to 843 code for a protein of 280 amino acids. The record is from RefSeq and is a predicted model, not a curated record. Gene Ontology annotation, cellular component: endoplasmic reticulum membrane. The transcript has a single exon. Lineage: Eukaryota; Fungi; Ascomycota; Saccharomycetes; Saccharomycetales; Saccharomycetaceae.